CGGCAGUGACGUGUCUGUGUUCGGUAUCUUUCGGCUCUGCUCGGAUCAGCAGCUUCACAGAACCACAGAACCAUAGAACCACAUAGAACCGAGCCACGAACCCGCUCCUGUGAGCCGGAUCAUGGAGUAAACAUGGAUCACAACCGCAGCUUUCUGUUUGAAGCCCUGGAUAGAUCAGAGGCCAGACGAGAUGGAGGGUACAAGCACAACAACUGGAGCUUUUCUCUCUCUGGUGACAGUGAAGAGGAAAGGAGUCAUGAUGUGAGCGUGGUGAGCAUGGAGGAGAUGGACCGGCAGCAGCCGACCUCCCCCGAGGAGAAAAAGUCUCCCACUCGUAGGCACUUCACUUCCUCCGAUCCUCUGAGAACGUACGAGAACCGGCCAAAUAAUCACAUGAGGCCGCUGAGCAAGCUGGCGCCCAAAAGGCUCAGCGAGGUCCCUCUCACAGUAGCAACGUCCUCCCCCAUCCCCAACAGAACCAACUAUUUCAUCAUCAGUCCGGCGCCUUCACAGGGAAUCGUUUUACAAGGGCGACACUUUCAGCACGCACAGAUGCCCUCUGCAAUAAGGAAACCAGUCCAAAGCAGCCUUGAUUUGAAGGAAAGAAGUGACUUCUCCACCACACAGCAGGCUGUAGAAGUGGACAGCAUCGUCCUCACCUGUCCAGAGAUCGCAGACGAGGACGCGCUGAACAUAAAGCGUCGCAUCCAGCAGAAGAGGAAGCCGUUGGAGGACUGCUAUACUUUCCCAUUGCCGGUCAAAGCAGCAGAGCCUCUGCGGCAAACUGUCUACCAGACGGUGUGCGUGAAGUGCAACAAGCCCAGCGAGGGCGGCAGCAAGUGUCAGAACUGUGGAACCGGUCUGGCGCCGCUGAUGACUUGUCAGCAGACCACGCUGUCAUCCCCGACCCCCCGGCCCCCCAUCCGGUCCCAGCCCUCCCCCGGACCAAACAGCCUGCACUUCUACAAACCGACCACGACCAUGACCAUGAGGGGGCCUCACGGGGAGACCCUGCCCAUACGCAUCGCCAGCACCAGGGGGACCCUGCUGCCUCUGAGCAACGGCAGGACCCCUCUGUUAGCCGGGACGUCGAGCUGCUACGGAGCCAGGAACCCGCCCAAAGGGAAGAGGGCGGCGGCGGCGCAGCAGCACAAGCUCAACGACCCCAUCGUCCUGUCCAGUGACGACGAUGAGGAGGCCGACAACGCCAGCACAGGAAGUGUCAACAGACUGGACAGCGUCUCGCCUCGACCCGCGGACUCCGCCCACUCCUCGCCGGCGCCCUCCGGAGGCCGAGUGGAGGCUGCAGUGAAGAGCGCCGGAGAGCAGGAGGUGCCGAACACCGAAUUCUUUGAAGACGUAAACAUGAAGAUCACGAUACCGCGGAGAGCUCGGAUGAAAGAUCAGUUUGGGAAUCAACCCCCCGAGCAGUUUUCACCGAGGCCAAAGAAGCCCAAGUUCGUGUCCAACAAAUGUGACAGCAUCAUCUUGGAGUGUCGGAGCGUCAGGGUGGGAACUCUACGCAGGAUGGUGACGAAGCCCGUCGUCUUUUCCAUCGACCAGAUCCAGCUGGAAACUGAAGGCCCGGAGCCCAACACCAUAGAGAAUAUUUGUCUUCGGGCGUCGGAGCUGAUCAGCUGCGAGUGGUGCAGCGUCCGGAAGCUUCCGGUCUUGUUCUUCCAGACGACUCCGGCGGAGUGCGUCCGCCUGCGCACGCAGCUCAACAUGUCCGAGGAGGACGGAGCCCAUUGGUACGACUGUUCCGAGGACAAGUCGGAUGAGAAGUACAUCGUUCUGAUCUUCGAGAACGGCCUGGUGAUGAAGGAGCAGGCGAUCCUGGAGGACAUCCUGGGCGAGAUCGGCAGGACCAACAACCUCAGCAACUUCCCCGCCAAGCUGCCCUUCGAGGAGGCCAACUGCCGACUGGUCAACUACAACAAGGCCUUGAAACAGAAGGAGGAGAAGGAGAAGCCGAUACAAAGCCCUCACAAAGUCACCCAAGGCUCUCCGGUCACCAAGGUCACUCAGGUCAGCCCGGUGAGCUCCGUCACCAUGCCCGUACGCACGCGGAUGGCCACCCGCCAACACACCAGCGCCUACUUUGAAGAUGAAGACGAGGACAUGACCGACCUCCAGCCCACCUUCUCCGGACCAAUCGUCAAAUUAAUGGUGUACCCUCCUCCUCCAGCCAAAGGUGGCAUGUCAGUCACUAAUGAAGACCUCCACUGCCUUAAUGAUGGAGAGUUCCUAAACGACGUUAUCAUAGACUUUUAUUUAAAAUAUUUAGUUUUAGAGAAAUUGAAAAAAGAAGAUGCACAAAGAAUCCACGUGUUCAGCUCCUUCUUCUACAAGAGACUAAACCAGAGAGAGCGGAGGAACGCUCCCGACACGACAAACCUGCCAAUCCAGAAAAGGAAGCACAACAGGGUUAAGACGUGGACUCGGCAUGUGGAUCUCUUCCAGAAGGACUUCAUUUUUGUUCCCAUCAACGAGUCAGCUCACUGGUACCUGGCAGUCAUCUGCUUCCCGGGUCUCAAGGGUCCGGUCUACGAGCAGAACCCGCUCUACCAGAACGCGCUUCCAGCCUCCGCCUCGGCUGCAGAUCCCCCGUCAGAAGAGAACAUCCCGGACCACUGUCGUCCUCUGUCCCCAGACAGAGACGGGCUGGACAGCUCCUCGGAGAACCUGUCCCCCGGCGUCCCCGAGGCGUCCGCAGAAGGUCAGACCAACGGCGACCCCGCCAAGGAGAACGCAGCCUUCACGGAGGGGGGACCAGAGCCUUCCAAUGCCACCGCGGCGUCCGGCAACGGCCCGGCUGACGCAGAGCAACAAUACACAAGUGAGUUGCAGAGAAUCAGUGUUUGUUACGGUUCAACAAAAGGAGACGACGACACCUUCACCUUCUCUGAUGACCAAAGCUCCUGUCAGGAUGAGUGCAGUGAGGACGGGACUCUGGCUGAAGACCCUGUCCUAUAUGACGCCUCCGGUUUGGCCUCCAAACUGCACCUCUGCAAACAGCCUUGUAUCCUCAUCAUGGACUCCCUGCGCGGCCCGGCCAGGUCGACGGUGGUGAAAACUCUCAGAGAGUACCUGGAGGUGGAGUGGGAGGUGCGUAAAGGGACUCAGCGGAGUUUCGGGAAGGAUGUGAUGAAGGGCUCCAGCCCACGUGUGCCUCAGCAGGAUAACUUCAGCGACUGUGGAGUUUACAUCCUGCAGUAUGUGGAGAGCUUCUUCGAGAAUCCGAUUCCCAGCUUCCACCUGCCGGUGAACUUGUCCGACUGGUUUCCGCAGCAACGGAUGAAGACGAAGCGCGAGGAGAUCAAGGAGCUGAUCGUGAAGAUCCAGGAUCAACAGGAAAUGGACAAGAAGGAGCGGCUCGGCUCUCCGCCCGGCUCUCCUGGAGAGCCUGAGAUCGAAGAGACUUCUGGGUCGACGGGCCGGCCGCCACACCUACCUACCAUCAGCCCCUGAAACGACCCCACCUUCCUCCUCCUCCUCCUCUUCCUCGUCCUCGUCACUCCCAGGCCCUGCUGGGGGGGGGCCGAGCCUGAUUGUACGCUGCUGGUUUCACUUCGACGUGUCUGAAACUCCCUCCAUUCACCACAGACAUCAAACACACCUUUAACUUUGUAUUGAAUAAAACAUGAACUGUAAAUAUGCUGGAGUUUUUCCCGCUGCCUUUGUAAUUUACUGACUCAGUCAUGAAGUGGCCCGUUAACUUAUGUUUUCAUGGAUGUUCUUCUCUCCAGAAGAUGCUGUUGGUCUCUUGCAUCGUUAUUUUCUAUGCUUUCUAGUUGUGUAGACGAAGACUAAAACAAACAAAAAAAACACGAGAAGAAGUUGCUGUUAUUUGUGAACAAUCCACCCGUCUGGAGAAAAGAAACUGUACUGACGAGUCACAUCCGUAGUUCAGUGCUUGUUGUGUCUCUUCCAUGUGGAGCGGAUGAAUUUUCAGCAUUAAAAGCAACUCGAGAUGCAAGAGCA
Molecule: messenger RNA, 3984 nt
Organism: Sebastes umbrosus (honeycomb rockfish)
Lineage: Eukaryota; Metazoa; Chordata; Actinopteri; Perciformes; Sebastidae
Gene: senp6a
Product: SUMO specific peptidase 6a
Exons: 24
Coding region: 133-3471 (1112 amino acids)
Biological process (GO): regulation of spindle assembly; protein desumoylation; regulation of kinetochore assembly
Cellular component (GO): nucleus; cytoplasm
Molecular function (GO): SUMO-specific endopeptidase activity
Source: RefSeq, a predicted model, not a curated record